CCAUUGAACACUGAGUAGAUGACUUUCACUACCUAACAAAAAACAAUAACAAAACAGAAAAAUAUGAAGCCACCUCCAUCUUCUUCUCCAUUUUCCUCUUCUUUUCUGAGAAAAAAUCGUUUUUCUCCUUUUUUUUUAAUAUUACUACCCUUCAUUGUUCUUAUUAUUAUUCUGUACAGUGAAGAAUUCAACUGCAUUUUUAGCCAGCUUGACCCCAGAGUUUCAAGCCAACAACACAAUUCUAUCUCAAGAAAUAUUAAGAAGAACAAACAAAAGUUACCAUUUGCUAUAGGAGCAGAGGAAGGCUGUGAUGUGUUCAGUGGGAAAUGGGUUUGGGACGAGAAUCGGCCUUUGUACGAAGAAUCAGAGUGUCCGUACAUACAACCACAGUUGACUUGCCAAGAACAUGGCCGGCCAGAUAAAAACUAUCAACAUUGGAGAUGGCAACCUCACGAUUGCUCACUUCCGAGUUUCAAUGCGACGUUAAUGCUAGAAACUCUUCGGGGGAAGAAGAUGUUGUUCGUGGGCGAUUCCUUGAACAGAGGACAGUUUGUUUCCAUGGUUUGUCUUGUCCAUAGACUCAUUCCCGACGAUGCUAAAUCCAUGAAAACUGUUGGUAAUUUCGACAUUUUCACCAUUAAGGGUUAUAAUGCAACUAUAGAGUUCUACUGGGCACCAUUUCUACUGGAAUCAAAUUCUGAUGAUGCAGUCAAACAUAGAAUCGAGCAAAGAGUUGUUCGAAAAGGAUCAAUAAAUGCACAUGGAAAAUAUUGGAAAGGGGCUGAUAUAAUUGUGUUCAAUACUUAUCUUUGGUGGAUGAGGGGCCUUCAUUUUAAUAUUUUGCAAGGGUCAUUCGACGAUGAAGUGAAAGAUAUAGUGGAAGUUUCCACAGAGGAGGCAUAUCGAAUGGCAAUGAAGAGUAUGUUAAAAUGGAUUAAAAAGAAUAUGGAUCCAACGAAAACCAGAAUCUUUUUCACUAGCAUGUCACCUUCUCAUGAAAAGAGCAUAGAAUGGGGAGGAGAACAAAAUAAGAACUGUUACAACGAGACUAAAAUGAUAGAAGAUCCAAACUACUGGGGUACAGAUAGUAGAAAAAGCAUAAUGCAAGUGAUUGGAAAAGAAUUUAGUAAAUCAAAAGUGCCCAUCUCAUUUCUCAACAUUACACAACUCUCAAGUUAUAGAAAAGACGCGCACACAACAAUUUACAAGAAGCAAUGGAGUCCAUUAACACCAGAACAACUAGCAAAUCCGUUUAGCUACGCUGAUUGUGUUCAUUGGUGCUUGCCUGGACUUCAAGAUACUUGGAACGAACUUUUAUUUGCGAAGCUUUUCUAUCCUUGAGAUUGAUUUUAUUGAAAAUUGAAGGACGUCGUAUUAUAUAAUGUUCUCAAGAUGGAUUUGUGGGGUAUUAGGAUAGAAAUUGUUAGUUUAGUAUACACCACUUAUACACUGGAACUUGGACAAGAAACUGUACACAAUUUAUUUUUCUCUUUAUCUAAUUGAUGUUUUUUUCCAGGGAGAUGUAGAAUUCAACAUGUAUGGUAAAUCCCAGGCUUUAAGAUAUAAAAAAUGCUACAGACGGCAUGUCACAUGGGUUCCUACAAAAAUAAUUGUACCAAAAAUUUGAAGCAUAACAUGUUCUAUUCA
Nicotiana attenuata is the source of this 1647-nucleotide messenger RNA. Its product is annotated as protein trichome birefringence-like 33. The record is from RefSeq and is a predicted model, not a curated record. Lineage: Eukaryota; Viridiplantae; Streptophyta; Magnoliopsida; Solanales; Solanaceae. Gene Ontology annotation, cellular component: Golgi apparatus. Gene Ontology annotation, molecular function: O-acetyltransferase activity. The transcript is spliced from 6 exons. Bases 64 to 1341 code for a protein of 425 amino acids.